This is a messenger RNA of Suillus paluster, 1926 nucleotides long. RefSeq lists its product as uncharacterized. Bases 1 to 1926 code for a protein of 641 amino acids. The transcript has 8 exons. Lineage: Eukaryota; Fungi; Basidiomycota; Agaricomycetes; Boletales; Suillaceae. The record is from RefSeq and is a predicted model, not a curated record.
AUGACUCAACCUGUGUCUCCCUCCAGUCAGACCGACACUGUGGUGUCUGUUCCACUGGAAGGUCUGAUAAAUAUGCUGCAGGGUCUCUGUCUCGAAGACAGGACAGCCAUAUCAGUUGCAUUGCUGGCUCGUUCCGGUCCAGAUACAUCUGAAGGGCCUGUCCCUGCUGCUUCUACCACCAAUAUUUCUGUGCCUGUUCCUCAGAUGGCCACAGAAAUAUCUAUGCCCACUCCUGAAGAUCCUUCCCCUGCAACCACCAGGGCUCCCUCCACUGUCGCCCUCUUUGUACAUUCUGAUAACAGGGACUCCACCGAUGAUGAAGAUGCAGCGAAUGCAGCCAAUUCUCUCGCCGAUGACUCCCACGUCCGUUUCUACCGUGGCAAGUAUUUCAACGUGCCCAUCAACGAUAAGGCGCCCUUGUACUAUAUUACAAGGGGUUGUUAUAUUGGUGUUUUCUCUGGGUGGGAUGCUACUGGCCCCAAGGUUCUUGGUGUUUCUUGUGCCAUAUUUCACAAAGUAGAUACUGUUGAGGAAGGCAACUUUACUACUUUCUGGCCACCAUUCUUUGAGAAAUGGGAAGAACAGUGGCCUGUAGAGGUCUCAAACGAUGAUCAACAACUUACUGAGGCGCAGCUGGCCCAGGAGGUAGCCAAAGGAAGGGUCGUGGUUCAUAAGUGGUUGAUCAUCAAACUGCGGAAUGAUUUUGGAAAUUCGAAGGUGGGACGCCGCGCAAACGCCGCUGGUAACACAAUUGUUACCAAACUCAUCGGUGGCAUCAUGAAGAACGAGAGGAAGAAAUCUCGUCCUCUGAAGGCCACUGAGGUCUAUUCUAAAAUGUACUAUGCAUCACGUGUUCAACCCGCAGUCAAGGAGGAACUUGAUGCCAUGAAGGAGUCAUCAGACGCACCUGACCUGAAGAAACGCACUGAUACAGGUGGUUCGAAGGCAGCUGGCAUCCUGGACAAGAGGGAGAAAGACACGAGUGACUGCAAGAUGCCAUUGAAGGACUUGGUCAUAUCUUGGCUUACAGAAAUUCUGUCGACAUUUUUUGGCGAGCUCCACGACUCAACAGGAUGGGCAUUUAGUAUUUUGCUAGGUGGCCCUGACCCUACAAAUGGCGGCAAACUGGAUGUCAGCAGCUUGCAUAUUGGGACGACUACACUUGGCAAUUGGUUCAAUCAGGCGUGUCCGAAGUUCGAGGAGAGGAUAAUGGUACCUUACUUUGAAUUUGCAUCUCGCGCAUUUCAUAAGUUGUCCAAUGCGGAGGCUGCAAUAUCACUAUCACAGUCAAAAGAUGGCGAAAUUGCCAAUGACAACAGCUCCACUCCCUCAGACGUUACAACUGACACCACAUCACCCACCAGCAUCACCCGCGCUUCCUCUCCUUUACACACACUCAAUACAUCACUUACAUCACUCACCAGUCCUUCCUCUCCCUUACACAUACCUGAUACAUCAUUCGCGCUCUCAGGACCAUCACCCAUGCCUUUGGGACAGGAACUCACACCCCGUGAUACAUCACUUGCUCAUCCAUCACAGGAAGCUCUCGCUUACAACUUCUUCCAGGAUUUGCCUCCCAUUCGUCAAGACGACGAAGAGGAUCGUGACCUGAAUCGGACAAUUUUACCCAUGCCCUCCAACUAUCAACCACCAGCACGACCACCUAUGUUUUUGGGACAGAUUCCCACUGAUGUAUCACUCCCUACUCCUCAGGAUGCCUUCCCAGCCUACAACUUCUACAUAGACUUGCCUCCCUCUUCUUCUCCACUACCGUCUUCCUCGCCCCUUUCUUUCUCUCAUUCUUCACUACCAUCUUCUUCACCCUCUCCCUCUCACACAGGUCAGCUUCCCUAUAACCAUUGCACUCCUACUCCCACUCCUACUCCCAUCACAAUUCCCGCCACUCUUGUUAGUGUUCCUGUUUGA